Molecule: messenger RNA, 3616 nt
Organism: Prorocentrum cordatum
Lineage: Eukaryota; Dinophyceae; Prorocentrales; Prorocentraceae
Source: the annotation of a GenBank genome assembly
GUGGAUCAGACCCCCGCGAGUGCCCUCGGCCCUCCAGACGAAGCAGCCGCCCAGCCAUGGCCGCCAAGAGGGGGGCCAAACGGGCGGGCGCCUUGAUGGGGAACCCUCCCGCGAAGACCCCGCGCAAGAGGGGCCAGACCUCCACCGACGACGGCCCCGAGGCGGGCGACUGUGCCGCUUCGACGGUCUCCGCAGCAAGGACGAGCCUCACCACCGUGCCGCCCCUGCAGGAGACGUCCCCCGACGCCAACGGUUCUGGCAACAACGGCAAGAGGGGCCAGGGCAGCUCGAAGGGCAAAGGGGACCGGCCGCAGCCCGUGAAGGCCACCACGCCCCAGGUCCUUCCUCUGGCGACCUCGUGCGGGAAAUGCGGCGAGACCUUCGAGAAGGCGCGCGCGGGUCUGCGAUGCGAGAGCGCAGCGGAGUGGGCGCUGACGGUGUCCGUUCGGGUCGACGGUGGAUCGGUAGAGCGGCGCCCCGGCAUCGAUGCGUGCAAGGGUUGCUUCGUCUGGUGGGACCAGCACGUGUCCAUGAUCUGCACGUGGGAGGAGUUCGUCGCGAAGUACAGAACCAACGACUGCUUCAAGAACAUGAUCGACACCGCCUGCAAAGUGAAAGCUGGCACGAUGGAGAGGGGCUUUAAGCCCGAGGCCGUGUGCGCGGGCGUCCGCCGACUCGGUUUCGUCGACAGGGCUUGCGUCAUUCUGAACGAGAAGGAGCUCGCCUCCGAAGCUGGGAAACAGUACGUCGCCAAGAAGGACAGGCCGUCUUCGACCAUGACCCUGAAGAGCGGCGACGGCGACGACAACGAGGAGGAGGUGUAUUGCUUCAGCCACCCCCAGCUGCCGUUCCGCGUCUACCAUGAACGCUUCGAGGUCUUCGUGGCGAAGCAGGGCACCAAGCUCCCCGAGGGUUGCCACGUGUGGCCCGCGCAGGCAACGGAAGCGUUCAUGAAGGACAACAGCCUGGCGGAGCACGCGUCGCCAGCCUUGGAGACGAUCGCUUCCAAUUUGGCUUCGCUGGAGGACUGGGUGGAGAAGCGCCAGCUCCCCGCGGAGGAGGGUGCUGAGGCGGACGGCUCGCCUGCCAACGGCGGCCCCGAGGGCGCAGGGCCCUCCGCAGAGGACGUUCUCCAGUGCGAGGGCAUUGCCGCCUCUGCCAACAUCUGGCCUGGUGGACGCCCGGGGUCCUCUGGAGAUCAGGGCGGCGCCAGCGCUCGGCAGGCGAGGGCCUUCGCCGAAUCUUGCCUCGACGGCGCCGGGGUCGUGGAGGUGCAGCCCGAGGACUCGGCUAGCAAGGCGGGCGGUGACCUCUGUGAUCUCUCGCCAGAGGAGGUGUCCGCUCGCGAGACCGUCAACUAUUACGUUGGUAAGCUCAGCUUGCGCGCCGCCAUGAUGGCCAACAGCGAUGGCCGAACGCUGACGGGCAUCAAGAACCAGAUGGAAAAGCUGGGCGAUGUCGAGGUCACGCGCGAGUACGCGAACACCCUGCGCUUGCACAAGGCGGAUUAUGACUUGGCCUGCUUGCUGCAGAAGCCAGGCGUCUUCCAGCACACGGAGGAGCGCUUGGACCAGAUCUUGCGGGAUCUCGGCCCGAAGGUGAAGGGCGACUUCCCCUACGAGGUGAGCUGCGUGGUCAUCUCGAUCAAGAUGCGCUACCUCCGCGAGAAGUCCCAGUUCGCGAUGUUCUUGGGCAUGGCCAGUCCUUGGUCGAAAGGCGAGUUCAGCAUCCUCGCCCGCACCGUCGGAGCCAUGCCAGGGAUGAGUGCCGCAGCCAGGAUCCAGCUCUACCAGCGCGUCGUGUUCAAGGAGACGCUCGUCCCCAUGAUCGGCAGGGGCGAGGAGGGCAGCGCAGGCGUGCUCAACUUGGUCCAGGAGGGCCAUCGCUUGUACAGCGACGUCGAUAUCUUCGACAUCGCGGAGGACGAGACCAGCGUGUUGAAGGAGUCCUUGGACGUCUUCCAGGCGCUCUCGUUCAUCGUGGAUGAGUCGGUCUUCCACGCGACGUACGUGGACGGGGGGGAGCCCUUCGAGGCCGUCGCUGCGCAGACUGGGAAAGCUGGGCACGCCAUCUCCACCAUCAUCGCCAACGCCGUCGACGGCUCCGACUUCUACAAGAACCGCAAGGUCGCCCUGAGGAACAUGUUGCCAGGCAUGCUGGAGAACGCUGCGGCGUACUCCACCAUGCGCGGGGCCCUGGGCGCGCUCGCCGUCCCGACCGGGGUGGGCGUCACCGUCGAGACCGUGAACGAAUUGUGGAGUUUGGGCAAGACGCUGUCGUCGACCAAGAAGUUUUUCAGGGCGCGGUACUGCGACCCAGACGUCGAGGUCUACUUGGGCAAGGCGUCGCAGGUGCUCUCCGCCACGGACGCCUUGGAGAGCGGUAGUCGGGCCCCUGACAUGGAUCUCCUGCGCGCCCUGCUGGCCCUUUCGACCCAGACUCUGGAGUUCCCGUGCGGGGACCGCGACGAGGAGCUCAGCCAGCGCCUGGGCGUGAUCAAGCGCCUCCAGUCCACCCUCGGCGCCAACGAGUUCAAGGGGAAAGUGCUGCAGGCGGCGUCCGUCGCGGCCAUGGCCAUCGCAGACGAGGGUGCCGCCGAAACCCUGGGGAGGCACCUCGGGUUCGCUGAGGGGUGCUGUUUCGCCAGCAGCGCUGACGAGAUCAAGGUUUUCCUCGCCACCGCCGCGGGCAAGCUCCCUGGGGUGGCGCCCGCGCAGGCGCGCGCGUCGGUGAAGAACAACGUGGAGCGCUUGCUCGAGCUUGCCGUCAUGGGCGGGGCUGUCAAGGAGAAGGAGGACUUGAACGCUUCGUUCUUGCAGUGGCAGCUGAAGUCCGCCCUGGCCGACGUGGGCGCUCUCGGGAAGGACUUCGCCGAGCAGUCUGGCCACGGGGAGUUCCGCGCAGCCCUGCGGCGCGUGCAGGGCGCCAAGCAGUCGCUCGACGCUUUCGUCAGGCCCUUGAGGGGCGCCGAUGCCCAUCGCGACUUCCCCCAUUUGGACGAGGCAAUCGCUGAGGAGGCCGAGAGGCUCUUCGAGGCUGGGCGAGCCGCUGUUGUCGCCAGCGCAGAUGAGCACAUGAUAUCAUUAAUGCAGAGCUUGCAGAAGUCCAUCGGCGCCCGCGAUGAUGGGGUGAUCAGCUGGUUCGAGGGCGCGAAUACGUGGGAGGCCUUCGACAAGGUCUGCAGGCAGACUGUGUGCACUGAGGCGAACAAGGGCUUGAAGGUUUCCAUCGACAAGUUCGAGGAGGCCGUGGACGUCAGUAAGCGUGCCAGGGAGGAGCUCGUCAGCGAGGCUCCUUUUCCCAGGGAGUUGGGCGCGAUCGAGAAGCUCGUGUUCAGCGCCAAGGCGACGCGGGCCAUCGUCUCCAUCAUGGGGUCCUUUGCCGAGUACGAGGACGUCCAGAGGAAGGGCCCCCAAGAGGGGGGGUUCAAGAACAUCGGGGACCUGAAGAAGAGGGUGCAGUCCGAGAUCCGGGCCGUGCGGAAGGACUGCGCAUGCGAGCGCACGGCGCUCCCCCCCGUGCUUCUCAAGGAGUGCGCGGCAAUCCUGUGGGGCUCGGGGGUGAGCCACGUGGGCAAGAAGUAGGGGGGCUCGCGCGGGCGCGAGCUGAGUCGGGG